AUGCUGCCAUUUGGGUACAUUGUUUUGUAAUAUUUAGUUUUUAGUGAUUUAAAUACUUAGGAUUUGAGAAACAGCAGAGGUGUAGUACAAAAAAGUAGAAGUGCAAGAAAUUUAUGGUAAAAUGAUCAGAAGAGUCCCAGAGCAAAUGUGCAAUAGAGGAAGUAGUUAUAAAACAUUGAUAAGUUAGAACGAGAAAAAAGAGUACUUUUAAGUUUGAAAAUGUGCAUGAUAACAUCAUUCAAAUUUAGUUGGCUUCAGAUGAGAGCUACGAAAUGGAUAUCAAUGAAGAGAUAGAAAUUGAUAAAAAAGCUAUGUCGAGAGGUAUGCAAAACGAAAUUAGUCCUGAUAAAAGGAAAACCUUUAGAGCUAAGCAAUUUCAGAUUUAUAAAACUCUUCAAGAAUAUAUGGAUGAGGAGUUGAUUGAAGAAGAUCGAGAGGAUAUUCAAGAGCAAACUCCAACUCCUAUCUAGAGGCAAAAUCAAAAAAUAACUCCUGAAGAGAUCAUAUUUUAAAGGAAUUUAUAAAUCCCAGAUAUUAUAUCUGAGUUUACGAAAUUGUAUGAGUCUGAUCCUCACAAUGACAAUUACAAUCUCUAAUUAUUACACGUAGAAGGAUGGGAAGAAAUAUGGCUAAACCAUUAAUUUUAUAAAGAUGCAUAUAUAUUACUAUGGUUAAGAAAGUUAAUUGUAACAUUUUUUAAUUCAAUUUCUUUGAUUUGUUAUAAAAUUACCACCAACAUCGUGUCAAAUUUUAUAAUGCUUUUAUUAGUAUCAAUAAAUAUGGUGUUAUACAUAACCAAAUUUUAUGAUGAUGUCUAUACUCAAUACAAACAAUUAUUUGAUGGAUGGUCAUUAAGUAUUAAAUGUUCAAUUAUAAUAGUCUUCUUUUGGAUUUAUGUGGUAGAGCAUGGCAUAAAGAUAGUUGGAUUAGGAUUAGUUUAAUUUUUUAAGGUAUUUUGGAAUUGCUAUGAUUUAGUAAAUGUAAAAAUUAUAAACAUUUUAUAUAGUUAAUUCUCUUUGGGUUGUACAUUUAUGGAAGUUUGUCAUUUGAUUUUUCUCCCUUGAGAGCAAUGAGAAUAUUGAUUUAGUUAGCAAAGAUUUCAUCGCAAUUAUAAAAAACAUUGAAGGCAUUAACUGAAUCGUUAAAGAAUAUGAUGGAAGCAUCUUUGGUGGUCUUGAUUUUUUGUAUAUUCUUUGCUAAUGUUGGUGUUCAUUUAUUCAGUCAAUUAUUAUUGAAUAGAUGCUUUUAUAUUGAGGAAGGGAUUUAGGAUUUCAAUUAAAAUAUUUGUGGUUGGGUGGAUUGUCCUAACAAUAUGAAAUGUUUUUAGUCUUUGAAUAAUGUAGACACUGCUACUAAUUUUGAUAAUUUCUUUUUUGCCUUUGCUUAAAUCAUACGUACAAUUACAAUGGACAAUUGGACUGAUGUUAUGUAUUACACUAUGUAUACAUUAAGUCCAAUGACUUGGAUUUAUUUCGUCCUUGUCAUUUUUAUAGUAGGUAUGAAAUUGCAAUAUUCCUUUAGGUUUUUUCGCAUUUAAUCUGAUUAUUGCUGUUUUGAAAACAUAAUAUUCAUAAAUUGUAUCCAACUAUUAAGAGGAUAAGGAAGAUUUAUCAAAUAAAUAACCUUACAUAGAACCAUUAAACCUAAGAUUUAUAAAAAAUAUAGGAUUGUACAAUUAAAUAAAAACAUUAUAAAAAAUACGCAAGAAAGCCUCUCACUAAUCGCUUUCUCAGAGUCAUGUUUCUUAAAAUAAGUCAAUUGAUAAUUAAAUAUUUUCACCAAAAGGAAGUCAAUUGAUACAAAAAUCGAAAGUAAUUUCCCAAUUCACAGGUGGAUUUGGUUAAAUCAACAAAUUGUAAAAAAUGGUGAGGAGAGCUAAGACUAUAAAGGAGAAGAAAAAGUAAUAAAGGUUGAUCUUAUCAGCCAGACAGCAGAAAUUGUUGUUGAAGAGAGAGAAUGAAGAGAUGGGCAUAAUUAAUAGCAAUGAAUAAAGCAUUUUCGAUAAGUGUAACUUAAAAGCUAUUUUGUAACCUCAAAGAAAUUUUAAUAUUGAAUAAUCAAAAUAUGAAUAAACUGUAUAAGGGGAUAUAAAGGGCAAAAGGAUACUGAUGAGUUUAAAAUACAACGAUGUCUUGGCAUGGAAAUUAGAUCUGAAGUAUUCGCCAUACCAUUCAACAUCCAAAAGAGAUGUAAUAAGUGAACUCAAAGAGAUAAUGUAGAAAGAGAAAAAGUUGAAAGAGUAAUAUGAGAAGGUUAAAAGACAAAAUUUGAAAUAAUAUUAUAUGCUAGACAUCUAUGAUAAGUAAAGAGAGAAAAUAUCAUAAUAAUUGUAGUCUUCGGAUAAUGGAAAUCCUUCUAUUCAAAGACUCUAUAGUAUAAAAUAUGAUAUAAAUACCAGAAAUAAAGACCAAAAUAUUACAUCUAAAUUGAAAUUAAAAUUUCCCAUUAAAUCAAGUAGAAGAAUCUUUGGAUCUGAAUUAAAUAUGGGUGAUUCAAAUAAUGAAAUUCCUACUAAUAAGUCUACAAUUACUCGUAAAUCAUACUAUGAUCAUUUAAGAAAGCAAAGACUGUUUUUCCAGAGAUCUCAAACUAAAAUGCAUAGGGCAAGUUCAGAUGCCUUUAUGGAAUUCCCUGAAUGGCAGGAAGGGUAAUCGUAUAUCACAAUAAAUGGUAUAAGGUGGAAUCAUGAUGCUUGUUCAAUUUUGAUUAAUAGAAAGAUUAAUGAAUUGGAUGAGGAUGAUGAUAACGAGGACUCAGAUGGUGAUCAAGUUUUAAAAUUAGAUUGGAUGGAUCAAAAUUAUGAGCAUUAUAUCCAAAUUAGAGUAAUUAAUUUAGAUUAUAAUAGAAAAAAGAAUUAGAGUAAGGCUUUAUAAGAAGACACAAUAUCUCUAUGCUCAACAUCUUGAAUAAUUUAACAAAAAAUAAGUUGAUUUCUAUACUCAAAUCACUAAAUAAACAUGACUAUAAUAUUUGGAUCUAAGGAUUUUAUGGCUACUGGAUUGUUCUCUAAUAUAAAUUGCAUAAAUUAUUGGAGGAGAAAAUGGUAUCAAUUAUUUUUGAUUUGUACACUAUGGUUAAUUUCUUUAUUUUGUGUAGUGAAGGCUAUUUGAGUUCAGAUUUGGUUGAUUCGAUUAAUUCAGUUAUGACAUUCCUAUUAUUGGGGGAGAUAGUGUUGAAGAUCAUUGGUUAUGGAAUUAAAGAUUUUAGCAAAAAGUCUAGUAAUAACUUAGAUGCCUUUGUCAUUGUUUUGUGUUUGUUAUAAUACUUUAUUUCAAUCACUUAGCCAUAUUGGUUGGAAUAAUAUAGCAGCGAAAUUAAAGUGUUAAGAGCAUCAAAAGCCUUCAUGUUAUAUAGGGUGAUCAAAUAUAAUAAAUUUGUCGUAAGAAUAAUGAAGAUCGCCUAAUUAACAAUGAAGUCAUAUAUAAAUAUCACAUUUUUAAUGUUUUAUGUUAUCUUUAUGUAUGCUAUAAUGGGAUUGUAAUUUUUUGUGAAUAAAUUUGAUGAGACGUAAAGAUUAGCUUAAUUGCAUUCAUUUAAUAGCAUAGGAAAAUCGUGGAUGACUGUAUUUAAUACAAUUACAAAUGAUGAUGCAGUUGGUAUGUUGAAAGUGGCUACUUAAUACACCGAUACAUGGAUUGGAUUGCUAUUUUAUAUUACAAUGGUGUUUGGUUUGAACUAUUUGAUAUAUGGUUUGGUGAGUGCAGUAUUGUUGGAUGCAUUCUCGUCUGAAUUAGAAAAGGGCAACUAGUAUGAGGAGAAGAGAGAGAGAAUAUUGUAGAAACUAGGGAUACAAGAGAAUAUCAAUCAGAAUGGCACUUAAUUAGAUACUUUAUCAUCAUAUAAGAAUGAGAAGGAUGAGAAUGACGAUAUUCUCAAUGAUAUCAAGAUUUAAUAAUAGCAAUUUAUAAAACGAUAGACAUUUAAUAGCAAGAAGAGCAUUUAUCAAUAAGUACCUGAAACAGUUAAACAUAUAUUCAGUAAAUAAAAAUCUUUAGAAAUCUAGUAUUACAAAGAUAUUGAAUGUGAAUAUUCACUAUUCAUAUUUAAAUAUGAGAAUAAUUUUAGAAAGUUUUGUUAUCGAACAACGAAAUCUGUGAUUUUCAAAUUUGUAUUGAAUAGUUCAAUUUGCUCUUCUGUAGCAACGAUGAUCAUCAUCUCAUUUGAUGACAGCUUACCAUCAUUACAUACGAAUAACUUAAACACAUUCUAUGAGUAUCACUUAUUCGCUGUGAAUCUAAUCAUAACUAUUACUUAUAUUUUGGAGAUUAUCUCUCAAGGGAUGUUAUUGGAUUAAGGAGCAUUCUGCAGAGACAUAUGGAGAUUUAUAGAUAUCCUAUAUUUGAUUAGUUAUUACUUGUCCUUUAUGACUCUGUCUCCUUUUUUGAAAUUCUCACUUUAUCUAAGUAACAAUUAAUCAGUAUUUUAGUUUAUCUACGUCCUUUGAUGAUGAUAAACAUGUUUCAAAGCAUCCAAGGUAUAAAAAAUGCAAUGAGUUUGAGUUUGGUGCAAAUUCUGAACAUUAUUGGAGUUAUUUUGUUAGUUUUUUUAAUAUUCGACGUCAUUGGAAUGCAUUUAUACUAAAACAAAAUGGGUUAUUGUGAAGACUUAAUGAAUUUUUAUGUGAAUGAAUUUCAAUGUUCUCAACAAAACAAGAGAUGGGUAAUUCAUCCAUACAACUUCGAAAAUAUCCUAAAUGGGUUGUUGACACUAUUCUUGGCUGCAUCUUUAGAUGGAUGGGGAGAGAUCAUGCAAGUAUGUUUUAAUGCAAAUGAUUCCAAAUAUGGACCAACACCUCUUAAUACACAAUGGGCUACCUAUUUAUUCUUUAUUUUGUUUAUUUUCAUUGGAGCAAUGUUUUUCAUGGGAUUCCUCACAGGCGUUCUCUUCACAGAAUUUUAAAAGUAUACAAAACAACUGGAAAAUAAAUAUUUAACUAGUGAUCAAUCGCAGUUUCUGAAAAUCUCAGAAUUGAUAUUAUAAUAAAGUCCAGGUUACAGCAACCCUCCCAAAACUCCUUUGAGAAGAUUAUGCUAUAAGGUUGUGUUUAGUCUAUGGUAUCACAAAUUUUUCAUUGUCGUCUUAUGUAUCAACACCAUAGUGUUAUGCUUGUUCUAUUCAGAUGCCCCUUAUGAAUACAUGUCAAAUCUAAAUAAGACGUAUUAAGUAUUGACAGGCGUGUUUGCUCUUGAUACAAUCAUUAAGUUAUUGGCUUAUGGUCCAAAUAGAUAUUUUGGUAUAUAUACUGUUACUAUUUAAAGCUACUAAUUGGAGAGUUAUUGAAUUGUCUCUUUCGUUUAUAGCUGUAGCUGAUUUUAUCUAUGAUAAUUAUUGGGGAUGGUUCACUACCUUCUUAGGAGCUAAUUAAUCAGACAAAUACUUCACAUUCUAUAGGAUUUUGUUUUGCUUGCGAGACAUCCGUAUACUUUUGAUUAUUCAAGAAUUCAAGGGGUUACUUAGAUUAUUGAGAGUCCUUUUGUUUUCGAUGCCUUUAUUAUUUAAAAUCUUAUACAUUCAAGUCAUAGCUUAAACUACAUAUGCUCUCAUAGGGAAGGAAUUGUUUUCACAUAUUACAAAUGGAUCAGUUAUUGACGAUAAAUAUGCAAAUUUUAAGAACUUUAUUAAUUCUGCAUUGUUGAUGUUCAAAUGCACGACAGGUGAUGAUUGGAGAGCUCUGUUGAUUGACUGUUCUCCUCAAAACUAUUUUUGUAAGAGUGACAGCAAUUAAUGCGGUUCUUAAUGGUCCUUGCCAUUCUUUCUUUCAUAUUAUUUAUUUUCAAAUAUCAUCAUCAUGAAUCUAUUUGUAUUAGCUUUGGUGGAUUAGUUUGAAAGUAAUAGCACAUUAUUAAAUCUUAGAUUUCUUCAAUGCCUCUACUAAUGCCAUCCAAACAUUCGUUGAAAAUGUUGAUCACUUUUGCAAUGUGUGGUGCAAAUACACAUAUGAAACUAAAGGAACCAAAUUGCAUACACGUUUUAUUGCUCGAUUUCUGUUAGAUUUACACGAACCUCUAGGAGCUCUCGAAGGAGACAAUGUAUGGGAUGCAGCCAAGAGUGCAUCCAAUUUUAGGAUCAGAUCAAACAAAUAAGGUUAUGUGUACUUUAAUGAACUACUUUAUGAGACAAUUCGAUUUGCUUUUAAAGAGAGUGUAUUCAAAUCAGGAUCACUAAUUGGUAGAUCACAAAUGAAGCAAUUUGAUUUAGCAAUGAAAAGGAAAAUGAGAGAAAAUAACAUAAAAUAAGAAUCAUAAUUAGAUGAAGAUUACUUUUAAGAAGAGUACAUUUCCAAACAUCAAAACUUCAACAUCCUCUCAGAGUAUCUUAAUGUAUUGAUUGCUCUUAAAACAUGGGAAGCUUACACUGUUAAAUUGAUCGAGAAAACCAAAAAACUUGAUGAAUACACAGAAUAAACCAGCUCCUCAGAUACUGAACAGAAACUCUCAAUGAGUAUUGUACCUUCAGUUUAGAAUGCAUUUUAAAACAGGUUGGGAUAGACCCUUGAGUUAGAUACUCAAAGGAUAUCAAGAGAUUAUUGCCAUUUGAAUAUUUACAAGGAAACUAAUUUUUAUCAAUAUUAAUAGCAUUGCAUAUUAUUAGAACCCUUCAGUAAAUAGUCAGCACAUAAUACAGUACUUCAAAAAUCUCCAUCAACAUUACAUGAAAAUCAAAGUAUUUAUAAUACGUAAAUAAUUAUUUAGGAUAACCAAAUCCCAAGAAAACAUUAAUUAAAAGACAGUCUUCUCUAUUUAAAUAGAAUGUACAAUCAUUCAAAGAUGUGCUAGAAAAAGUAUUUUGA
Messenger RNA from Paramecium octaurelia, 6790 nucleotides. The record is from the annotation of a GenBank genome assembly. Lineage: Eukaryota; Ciliophora; Oligohymenophorea; Peniculida; Parameciidae.